Danaus chrysippus (African queen) is the source of this 1497-nucleotide messenger RNA. NCBI's taxonomy places the organism in Eukaryota, Metazoa, Arthropoda, Insecta, Lepidoptera, Nymphalidae. The record is from the annotation of a GenBank genome assembly.
AUGGUCAUAUUUAUUUUAAUCGCGUGUUCUAUAUUAGUGUUAAGUUUAUAUUUAAAUCGUGUUUACAGUUAUUGGAAGGAUCGCGGGAUUGAAUAUGAAAGACCGUUUCCGUUUAUUGGUGGUUUAAGUUUUAUUAUGCGAAAAAGUUUUUCUGAAUAUGCGUACGAUUUAAGUGUAAAAUAUCCUCGGGAUUACUUAGGCAUAUACCUUGGUAUGAAGCCAACUUUGGUUGUGCAAACACCGGAACUAGCUCGAAAAGUUUUUAGCACUGAAUACGAUAACUUUCAAGAUAGACAUUUGUACUGUCAUGAAUCCGACCCUAUGGGCUCUCUCAACAUAUUUACUGUUAAGAAUCCAUUGUGGAAAAUGCUCAGAUACCGUUUAUCACCAAUGUUUACAUCGCACCGACUGAGAAAAAUAACAGAAUUGAUGAAUGCAAAUGCAACCGAAUUGGUAAAAAAAGUUCAAAGGGAUUUUAUUGAAAAAAAGAAACAUGUUAAUUUAAAGGAAAUAUUUUCUAUGUACACAUCAGAUACUGUAGCGUAUAGUGUUUUCGGUAUAAGAGUUAGUGCAUUAAGCGACCAAGACUCCCCAUUGUGGCACAUAACUAACCAUAUGGUCAAAUGGACAUUUUAUCGCGGAUUGGAGAUUACUUUCAUAUUCUUUCUUCCUGUCCUUGGAGCAUUAAUGCGGCUUAAAUUAUUUUCGAAAGCUGCUAAUGAUUACAUUAAACAACUAUAUUGGACAGUUGUCAAAGAUCGACAGAAUGAUAAAAAAUAUGACGAUUCAGACCUUGUGAAUCAUUUACUAAAAAUAAAAGAAAAGCUGGAACUGCCACCUGAAGCUGACGAAGACUUUGCUGACAAUAUCUUGCUUGCACAAGUAGCAGUGUUUAUAUUAGGUUCUAUUGAAACUUCUUCUUCUGUUUUGAGCUAUGCUCUGCAUGAACUAGCAUAUCAUCAGGAUGAGCAGGAAAAGCUGUAUAAUGAACUUAAUAACGCAUUUUUGAGGAGUGAAAAGGACUAUCUGAAUUACAAUGAAUUAUUGCAACUUGACUAUUUGACUGCAUGUAUCCACGAAACUAUGAGGAAAUUUCCUCCGUUGCCGUUAAUAGAUAGAUUGUGUGGACAGACGUGUGUACUGGAAGAUGGUUUGAAAAUAGAAAGAGGAGUUCCUGUGCUUGUGAAUGUAAUUGCAAUACAUUACAACGAGAAAUAUUACCCUGAACCUGAAAAGUGGAAACCCGAGCGUUUUAUGACAGGCAAUAAACAAGAUAACAGAGAAUUCACCUUCCUGCCGUUUGGUGACGGACCAAGAUUCUGUAUAGGUAAAAGAUACGGUAUGAUGCAAGUACGCGCGGCUCUUUCCCAGUUGAUUUAUAAUUAUAAGAUAGAGCCUGUCGUCCCUUACAAAGUGAAACCAGACCCGCAUUCUGUUAUCUUAGCGCCUCAAGAUGGAUUGAGCGUCAAAUUUGUUCCUCGACGGACUGAAAAAUAA